Molecule: messenger RNA, 462 nt
Organism: Thlaspi arvense
Lineage: Eukaryota; Viridiplantae; Streptophyta; Magnoliopsida; Brassicales; Brassicaceae
Source: the annotation of a GenBank genome assembly
AUGUAUCCCAAACAUUUUAAUUUACACGAUUACCCCUCUAAUGCCCUAAAGACCAUGAAGAACAAGAAUGACCAAAAUGUGGAGAUCAAGGACGCGAACAGGAUCGAUGAGAGAGGAAGAGAAGACGAAGACGAAGAAGACAAGAAGAUUGAUACGUUCUUUAAGCUUAUCAAAGACUAUCAGGAAGCACGAAAACGAAGACGGGAAGAGUUAACUGAAAAUUCCGGCGACGCGAGGAAGAAAUCCAACGCCGGAGAGAGGUCCGGUGUUGUAGUUCCGGCGUUUCAACCGGAGGAUUUCUCUCAGUGUCGUACGGACUUGAAGCCAUCGAUGUCAGUUUCGGAUCACAAGCAGGAGAAUACAAAGGUGAAAGAAGAGGAAGAAGACGAAGUAGAAGAAGAUGAAGAAACAGAGAAGGAGCGAGAAGAAGAGAAGGGUUUAGAUCUUAAUCUUGCAUUGUAG